AUGAGUACAUCACUGGACGACAUCAACAACCACGUCACUUGCAUGGCGAUGGACUGUGAUCGUUUCAAGAAGCUGGUUGGUGAGAUGGAAGGGCUUAAGGAAUCAGGAAGUAAACGCGAUAUCGAGGCGACGAGGGUGGUCAGGAUUAGUGUGGCAUGCGGUGUAGUGGUUCUUGUGUUGGCUACGAUUAUUGCCCUUCUAAGGGCUGAUAUACUGUCCAUUCACUCCCGUCUAUUCCAUUUAUCUUGUCGUGGUUUGACAUUCAUCCAUGGCGCUUGCGUACAAUGA
Messenger RNA from Microthlaspi erraticum, 288 nucleotides. The record is from the annotation of a GenBank genome assembly. NCBI's taxonomy places the organism in Eukaryota, Viridiplantae, Streptophyta, Magnoliopsida, Brassicales, Brassicaceae.